This is a messenger RNA of Triticum aestivum (bread wheat), 860 nucleotides long. RefSeq lists its product as uncharacterized. The coding region runs from base 68 to 625 and encodes 185 amino acids. The transcript has a single exon. Lineage: Eukaryota; Viridiplantae; Streptophyta; Magnoliopsida; Poales; Poaceae. The record is from RefSeq and is a predicted model, not a curated record.
GACAUCGACCGAACAUAAUCGAUAUGUUUGGAGUGGGACCAGACGGCCCACCUUGCGGCCAACAUGCAUGCUCAUCUUGUACCCGGUCUUCGGCCAGCCGCGGUCACCGGCGCGCAAGCGGGCUCUGGAGACGGAGACGACGACGGCCACCGCGCGCGUGCCGCUCGGGCGGCUUCUGCUCGUGGACGCGUUCCGAGCAGAAGCGGAGCAGCAGCAGCCGGACGGCGGGGACAAGCGGGCAAAGACGUGCUACUGUUCGUGGUGCCCCGGGUCGCCGGCUGCGGUGGCAGCGUCAGCGUCAUCCCCGGCGCGCUGCCGGAAGAGCAGCUCCACGGGGUCGGUCCUCCGGUGGAGCCAGCGGCUCCUCGGCCGGAGCCACAGCGACGGCAAGGAGAAGUUCGUCUUCUUGGACGCGAGCCCCUCCCGCUCCAGGCGCAAGGGGGUCAGGGGCGGCGGCCCCGAGGGUGCCGGUGGCGUCGGCGGCCACGCGCACGUCUGGAGCUCCUACGCGCACAAGGGCGGUGGCAACGAUGGGCGCCGGAGGUCGUUCCUCCCGUACAGGCAGGACCUCGUCGGGCUCUUCGCCAACGCCACCGCGUUCCGGCGGACCUACCACCCCUUCUGACGCAUCGACGUACUGGAUCCGUAGAGCAUUUGAUCUGCAUGCAUGCUGUUGUUUGAGUUUGUACUUUGCUUGUUUGCUUAUCAUCAUCAUCAUCAGUUUGUAUUCGUAACCGGAGCGUGUAAAGUCAAUUUCAUAUGUUCCUUUUAACUUUGGUUCAGUACUGCUACUUACCUUGUGAAUUAUACUCCGUUGGUUUAUGAAGCAACUAACCAGAUAGGAGCCUUGCUUCGGUAGA